CGAGAGUUCUCGGCGUCGUUGGUACCUUCCGUCGACAAUGUGGUUGCCGCGCGUCCGCCGGAGUGCCGUGAUGGCUGACAACUUCCGCCGCGCAUUGUUCUCUACUACCAAGAAUUGCCGCGAAGAAGAGCGCUUCUUCUCGCUCUUGGUAGUCAACCGUCCAGGGACACUGGCGCAGAUUGCACAAGCGUUCUCGGCUCUCCACACGAACGUAGGGUCGUUGUCCGUCCAACAGACCGUCGUGCCAGAGUUAAGUCGCAUGACAAUCUCUGCCUCCGUGAGCGACCACACCACGGCGCGCAUCUUGCGUCGGCUGCGGCGCAUGGUGUGCGUGACAUUCUAUCACGUCACGACGAUGCAUCAGUGCUUGUUGGACGAGGCGUGUGUCGUGCAAUCGCAACUGUUGCUUCGACUAACCGUCCCGCCGUCCCAGAUGGAUGUCGUCAAGGGCCUGCUUGUCAAGUACAAUGGACGCUUGAUCGAAGAUGAUUCAAAUUUCUCCGACACUUCCAUCGUGGUCCCGCCUUCAUCAAGUGAAGUGGAUUGCGAGAACGAGCCUUCUUCCCGGUUUCCGUCCACGAUUGUGCACGUGGUAAACGCGCCCCACCUACUCAACACUCUCAUACAUCGCCUUGAUCUUGAAGGCGUCGCCAUUCGUGAAUGCCAGACCGCUGGACCAUGCUUCCUCGACAUCUAUACCCAAUCGACGCUACAACCCAAACCGCUGCAUACCACUUCCCCCACGACUGCUCGGCCAGAGUACUCAAACUCGCGCCGCAAACUUCACGACCGAAUCGCGGCACAACUCUACUUUCCAGAACACGUACCAUCGCUGUUGCGUCACCCCAAGUUCAUCUUGCUGCUUGGCAUCCCAGGUGCCGGGAAGUCAUCGAUUUUGAGCGAAUUGGACCAAACGGAGCGCAUUGUGCUCAACGAUUUCGUCAACUUUGACGUGGACGACGUGAUUGCGCUCCUGCCCGAGUUCUACAAAGCGAUGCUCAACAUUGGGCUCGGAAACCUCCAGGACGAAGAACCGACGGACCCGCACACGCGAUACAACCAGUGCCAGGAAGAGGCCAAAUACAUCAUGGACCAGAACCUCAAGCAGGCCACGGCAGAGCGGCGGAACGUCAUCUUGCAUGGCAGUGGGCGCAGCUUGGAGAAGUACCAGGACCUUAUUCGACGCCUUGACCCGCGGUACGAGGUCCACGUCAUGUGCGUGGACAUUCCACUGGAUCUUGCCAUGGAACGCGUCGAGAGUCGGAGUAAGGGCUACGGCCGCAAGGUACCCAAGGCGUUUGUUGAAGAUGCUGCGAGACGUAUUCGAGAAACGUUUCCGACAUUGGCGAACGCACUGCCGUAUGCACAUGUGUUCGACAACACCCAGUCGCCACCUGCGCUGGUGUGGAGCAAACAGCAGCAUCGUGUCGUUGUCCAAGAGCCAGAUCACCCUAUCCAGCGAAAGUAUGGUCUUUAAUCUACAAGUUGUGUACGUGUGGAUUUCCGAGA
This is a messenger RNA of Aphanomyces invadans, 1509 nucleotides long. RefSeq names its product acetolactate synthase, small subunit. The transcript has a single exon. Gene Ontology annotation, molecular function: acetolactate synthase regulator activity; ATP binding; kinase activity. Lineage: Eukaryota; Oomycota; Saprolegniomycetes; Saprolegniales; Verrucalvaceae. Gene Ontology annotation, cellular component: cytosol. The coding region runs from base 38 to 1477 and encodes 479 amino acids. The record is from RefSeq and is a predicted model, not a curated record. Gene Ontology annotation, biological process: L-valine biosynthetic process.